AUGACAAGAAUUGAGGCCAGAGGCAUGCACCUUGUGUUUUGGUUAUCAGCCCCACUGGGCCACAAGAAAUGGAUUACUGGUAUAUCAUGGGAACCAAUACAUCUCCAGGCUCCAUGUUGUCGCUUCGUGAGUUCAAGUAAAGAUGGUGAUGCGCGUAUAUGGGACAUCUCAUUAAGGAAAUGUGUUAUUUCUCUUACUGGCCACACACUUGCAGUUACUUGUGUGAAAUGGGGUGGAGAUGGAGUAAUAUAUACAGGAUCUCAGGAUUGUACAAUCAAAGUGUGGGAAACUUCGCAGGGGAAGCUAAUUCGUGAAUUGAAGAUUGCUUUGGAGCGGUAUAAAAAGAUGAAGGGCAAUGCUCCUGAAAGAUUGGUUUCAGGAUUUGAUGACUUCACCAUGUUUCUUUGGGAACCUGCUGUCAGCAAACAUCCCAAAACUCGAAUGACAGGUCAUCAACAACUAAGGUGUCCAUGGCCUGGGCAGGCCAUCCAGCCCACUCAACCCAGCCUUGUAGAUCUAGGGCCCAAGCUAGAGCAUAAGCUUAUGGGAUUGGGGAUUGGGGAUUGGGCACUUGUGAACCAUGUUUACUUUUCCCCCGAUGGGCAAUGGAGAGCAAGUGCCUCAUUUGACAAGUCAGUCAAGUUAUGGAAUGGUAUCACUGAAAAAUUUGUAGCUACGUUCCGGGGUCACGUGGGACCUGUCUACCAGAUAAGUAGGCUACUUUUAAGUGGGAGCAAAGACUCUACUUUGAAGGUAUGUGUUUGGGAUAUCAGGAUGCAGAAGUUGAAACAAGACCUACUUGGCCAUGCCGAUGAGGUUUUUACUGUUGACUGGAGUCCAUAUGGUGAGAAGGCAGCAUCUGGUGGUAAGGAUAGAGUUUUGAAGUUAUGGAUGAGAUAG
Ilex paraguariensis (yerba mate) is the source of this 900-nucleotide messenger RNA. The record is from the annotation of a GenBank genome assembly. Lineage: Eukaryota; Viridiplantae; Streptophyta; Magnoliopsida; Aquifoliales; Aquifoliaceae.